AUGUUGUACGUGUCUGAUAAAAAAGGUACGCAUAGUCACCCUACUUCCUUGCUAAAUGGUUUUCGUAAAACUAUUGAGGAUUGUGCGUUGGUAGAACUUGAUCUUACAAGUGGUAAGUACACUUGGGAAAAGAGUAGGGGGACAAACAAUUGGGUUCGUGAAAGACUUGAUCGAGCUUUCGCUACAAAUGAAUGGUGGCAUAUGUUUCCGCUAUGUAAUCUUCGUGUGCAUCACACUAUAUGCUCUGAUCAUGGGCCGAUUCAGCUUGAUUUGUGUAGUUUGAAACACUCGAAGAGGCAGUUCAGGUUCCGUUUUGAAAAUACGUGGCUGAAUUCGUUUCAUGACGAGGUCACUACUUAUUGGAAAAGUCUUUCUCCUAUGUACUUUGUCUCGAAGCUUAUAGAUAUUUUUACGUUCAUGCAGAAAUGGGGGAGGUCCCUUCUACGUCUGAUUGGACCUAACACUUAG
Daucus carota subsp. sativus is the source of this 468-nucleotide messenger RNA. RefSeq lists its product as uncharacterized. The record is from RefSeq and is a predicted model, not a curated record. Lineage: Eukaryota; Viridiplantae; Streptophyta; Magnoliopsida; Apiales; Apiaceae. The transcript has a single exon. Bases 1 to 468 code for a protein of 155 amino acids.